AUGUCUGUAUGUCUGUAUAUAGAUGGGGAUGGGGAUGGGCAUGGGGAUGGGGAUGGGCAUGGGCAUGGGGAUGGGCAUGGGCAUGGGCAUGGGCUCUCUCGCUCUCUCUCUCUACCGAGAAGAGCGGGUCCUGAUGAGCGAGCUACUUUCACUUUCACUCUCACUCUCACUACCUACUAUCUACUAUCGCGCUAUCGCGCUCUCUUCACAGGAGCGGAAAAGCCGCACGUGGUUGAAAUUUGCAAGUCGCUGCGAGCCGGGCCAGCCAGGCAGCAGGCAGCAGGCACCAGGCAGCAGGCAGCAGGCACCAGGCAGCAGGCACCAGGCAGCAGGCAGGAUAUGGAUUCUUCCCAGAAGAAGCGUCUUAGGCUCCCUGCCGCUCUGGGCGCAGCGCACAGCCACCGGCAUACCCAGCUGCACCUCUCGUCUGGACGUCUGGCUCCUCCGUGGCUCUCCUCCGGUGUUGGAGUUGUGAUCUGCGCCGGUUUCGUCGUACUGCGCGACGAGGAACGAGGAACGAGGUCUAGAGCGGUGCCCCUUCGCGGCUGCGCUCCCCCCGCCGGCCAGCACGCCAGCACGCCAGCACGCCAGCACGCCAGCACGAACAAGCUUCGCUAG
This is a messenger RNA of Drepanopeziza brunnea f. sp. 'multigermtubi' MB_m1, 618 nucleotides long. NCBI's taxonomy places the organism in Eukaryota, Fungi, Ascomycota, Leotiomycetes, Helotiales, Drepanopezizaceae. The record is from RefSeq and is a predicted model, not a curated record.